This is a messenger RNA of Nanorana parkeri, 1081 nucleotides long. Its product is annotated as pseudokinase FAM20A-like. Gene Ontology annotation, molecular function: protein serine/threonine kinase activator activity. The annotation marks the transcript as partial. The transcript is spliced from 8 exons. Lineage: Eukaryota; Metazoa; Chordata; Amphibia; Anura; Dicroglossidae. The record is from RefSeq and is a predicted model, not a curated record. Gene Ontology annotation, cellular component: Golgi apparatus.
AGGUCGGAGGGCGCAGCACACCAAUCAGAACGUCACGGCCUCCCUGGCAGAGCACGGCACAUCCUGGCUGCACUUCCAUCUGGGGAUCAGUAAGGAGGCACUCUACCCCCGGCACAGCCCAGCCGUGGAGCGGCUCCUCCGUGACCUGAGUCAUGUGACCAUCAUCGGUGCAGAUUACAGUCCUGAUGAGAAGGCGCUGAGCGGCGAGUGUGACUGCAGCCAGAACUUCCUCCUCCCAUCACUCUCAUCAUCCUCUGUCUGCAGUAUUCUAGACUUCCGGAGAGUUCCUCCUGUUGCCGGCCGAUUAGUCAAUGUGACCAGCGACAUCCUGGAGGUGACCAGCAAUGCUGACUUGGAGAGUGUCUUCUUCGUCUCUCCAGCAAACAAUGUGUGCUUCUUUGCCAAGUGUUUAUACAUGUGUAAGACUGAGUAUGCCGUGUGUGGGAGUCCGCACCUCAUGGAGGGAUCGCUCUCGGCAUUCUUGCCUUCCCUGGCAUUUGCCCCCCGUCUGUCUGUGCCGAGUCCCUGGAUCCGCUCCUACACAUUCACCGGGAAGGAGGAGUGGGAGGUCAAUCCAGCGUACUGCGACUCCAUCAAACAGCUGCCACCCUACAACAACCCUCAGAGGCUCCUCAGUGUCAUUGACAUGGCCAUCUUUGACUUCUUGAUAGGAAAUAUGGAUCGCCAUCACUACGAGAUAUUCACCAAGUUUGGAGAUGAUGGGUUCCUGCUGCACCUGGAUAACGCCAGAGGGUUUGGACGACAUUCACAUGAUGAGAUGACCAUCCUGGCUCCUCUGUACCAAUGCUGCAUGCUACAAGAGGACACGUGGCGGCGUCUAAUCCUAUUGGCUCGGCCUGAAUAUCGGCUGAGUGAUGUCAUGAGAGAGUCAUUAAGCCGUGAUGGGCUCAGCAUUGUUCUCACCGAGCCUCAUCUACGUGCCCUAGACAGGAGGCUGCAGACAGUCCUGAGGGUGGUCAGCCGGUGUACACAUGUACAUGGGGAAGAGGCGGUGCUUCAAAAGAAACCCCACCGGACCAUCACCACCCACCAACGCACAACAACCCUUCGCGGAGUCUGA